Molecule: messenger RNA, 858 nt
Organism: Debaryomyces hansenii CBS767
Lineage: Eukaryota; Fungi; Ascomycota; Pichiomycetes; Serinales; Debaryomycetaceae
Exons: 1
Coding region: 1-858 (285 amino acids)
Source: RefSeq, a predicted model, not a curated record
AUGAAGCUUUUACAUAUACUCAGUGGGCUAGCAUUAGCACAAUAUGCUUUCGGACAAUUUUUUCCAUUGGACAGAAAGGGGGAAAUCCCUUUAGAGAUUAAACCAUAUGAACAAGGCCAAGAAGUAUUCAUAGAUUGUAUUUCAAGAAACAUUGAAAACGGUGAACAUAACUUCGAUGAUAAAGAAAAAAUCAUAUACGUACCAUUUCCAAAUUGUCAGGAAACAGGUAAGCCAUUUUCCCUUAAAUACGGAGUUAAUGAGGAUGUGAACUGUACUAUUGGAUUUACUGAUGAAUUAUUCCACUUGUUUCAAUUGUACAUCCAUGAAGAUGCGCCAUUUAGUUGCCGUAUUCCAUUGAGCAGUGAACCAUACUAUCUCGAAAAGGGUGGAGCCUAUGUUCCUUUGACAUUUAACUUCAGAGGUGAAAUUCACGAUUCACAUUUGGAUGUCGACAGCUCCAUGAACCUUAUGGUAACCAAACCAUCGAACAACAUUCCUGAACAAAACACAGUCAUAAGUGCCGUUGCUUGGUCAGCAAGCACUAAUACUACGAGAGUGGUGAUUGGAAACUAUUUAACACUUAACUUUGCCGUCAGGUGGUUAGAUGGGUUGAAGAACUAUGGAUCACAAGCCGAACAAUUUGCUAAUAACGGCUUGCCAUUCUCAGACGGUUUCUACAGAUUCCCACUUAAAUUUAUUGCCAUGUCCUACUCGUUGUUUUUAACUUACAUGGGUCUUGCCUGUACCCUUACAAGUGCAAUUGUAUUAGCAUUCAGUUAUCGUUUGUUGACUACUAAAAUUUCUAAAAAUAUGUAUAGAAGUUUAGAUACAGAAGCUGGCUUUGCUAAACAAGAUUGA